Suillus subalutaceus is the source of this 1650-nucleotide messenger RNA. RefSeq lists its product as uncharacterized. The record is from RefSeq and is a predicted model, not a curated record. The transcript is spliced from 5 exons. Lineage: Eukaryota; Fungi; Basidiomycota; Agaricomycetes; Boletales; Suillaceae. Bases 1 to 1650 code for a protein of 549 amino acids.
AUGUCAGAAGAGCUCGAGUGGCUUCAAAGUGAACUACCCGAGUUUCUGAAGAUGCAAAAGAACAAAACUCACCCAUUUCUACGAGCUGCUUUUCCCAAAAUGCAUUGGGAACCAACUGGUAAUCCUCCACAUGGAUGGAAUGAAGUUGAUCAUCAGAACGACAACAGUGUCCCUGAUAGUGACGAGAGCGUUCUACUGCCACUCACUGCCGAACAGGAAGCUGAGCUUGAAGGGGCAAGUGACAUCCAGCGGAAAAAAUUAAAAGAAUGGUUCUGGAACAAUGCCAAGAGUAAAACUACACCUGGCAACACAUCGAUGAGUAAAGCUUUUGCUCAGCUACUGGGUCAGUGUGCUCGCGGUAUUUGUGACCUGAAGGAUAUCGAGGUUUACUCAAGAACUUACUACAAAAUGAAAGUACAGCCGCUGGUCGAUGGCAACAUUCAGGAAAACCAGCUCAAUGCCAAGAACCAAAUUGCUAUCAUGCAAAAACACGUCCACAAUUGUUUUGAAGCUGAACCAGAAGAAGUGAAGGCAGAGAUUCGUGAGGAGGCCGCAAAGAUCAAUGCUUCCAGAAGAUUAGGAAGUAUUAUAUCAGAUACACGCACCAAAGAGGAAAUUUACAGGAUUUUUUUUUUCUUGGCAGCAAAUGUUUUGUUUAUUGAUGUUAAUUAUCUGAUGUACAGAGCUAUUCAAGAGCUGCUGAUGGUCCUGGGACAGAUUUGCAAUGACCUGGGGAAACUGAUGGGAGGCUGGCAUUUUUCCCUAGUUAUGGGGGGUGCUGACCCCAUGUGUCCAGGCGAUAUCAUGACUCUAAGUUAUCACCACAGCAAAAAUCAAGAUGGUCAUAGUUUCAAGGCUGCCAACCUAGAUUUCCACGAGCAGUAUCUCGUGCCAUUCAAAAAAUAUUUGCGACACGUUUUUCACUGCACCAACAGAGUUUCGGCCAAGUCACCUUCAUCCUUGCCAAUUCCCAGCCCAUCUCCUCCUCAAGCAGACACCCAUCACAACCCAGAAGAACCAUCUAUUCCCAUCCCCAUCGAAUCUCCUAUGGUGAUUCCUGACCCUUCUCCCCCAGCACCUCCUGACUUCGCAUCACUAAAUACCCAGAACGACACACGUACUCCUGUCCCUGUCGAAUCCUUGUUGGACCCCAAUUUUCCUGUCUGCGACACCGAUAUUGAUGCAUUUGUUGCUACACUUCAUCUGCUGGCAAGUGACGGUCCACAUGGCGAGUGGUGGCAAAUCCGGGACACGCAAAUGCCUAUGCCGCCAGUCAUAAAUCCUCCUCCGGCCAUUAUACCUACACCGCCGGUCAUAAACACUCCUCCACCUAUUGCUGGAUCGCCUAUCGAGUCACCCGUGCAGGGCCAGAACAGCUCGAUGGUGAACGUUUCAUCUACCCCGCCCUGCAUUCGCAGACCACGCUUGAAUGCUGUCCCAUCAUCUUUGUCCAAGUCUGUUGACACGGGUGACAGCCUUCCUGUCAUGCGCAUCUCUGCCACUCCCUUGCCUGGCUCGGUCACCACCAACUCACAUUCAGUUCUGCCUGUUUCCAGUACUCCUGUAGAAAAUGUCACUCCCUUGCCUGCCUUUGAAUUGCACCUGCACCUCUCACAGACACCUUGCUUCCUGCAGCAAGUGUUCCUCUAG